Rubroshorea leprosula is the source of this 1068-nucleotide messenger RNA. The record is from the annotation of a GenBank genome assembly. NCBI's taxonomy places the organism in Eukaryota, Viridiplantae, Streptophyta, Magnoliopsida, Malvales, Dipterocarpaceae.
AAAAUAAUCUACAACAGGAACGACCUAAAAGGUCAACAGAACCUGCUCGAACAACCGAUCUCGAAGAGAGAACCAGAGUUCUCGAAAUGGCAAUGGGCAAAAUCUUAGCUCGUCUGAUUCCUGAUGACCCCCUGAUAUCUUUAUUGAAUAGGGAUGCACAGCCAGCUGCGGUUGUUGCAACUAGAAACUCCCCCACGUUGAGCAACAUAGUAGUGCUGACCAAACCAAGGGGAAGUGGGAAGCUAAAUAACGAGCCCAGCUCGUCCAAACAUAGCGAAGAACUGAUGAGAAAGAACGCAAACCUUGAAAGACAGCUAAAGGAUGUACAAAAAUCCAUUGACGAGCUGAAAAGUCCCAGGUCACACCAACAGACCCUUGAUUUGGAUAGUGCUCCACUAAACAUAUCCAUCACAAUAGAACCGUAUCAAGAGGGAUUCAAAAUUCCCCACCUGCAGACAUAUGAUGGCUCGGGCGACCCAUAUGAGCAUCUGCACACCUAUCAAGCCAUCAUGAGAAUCAAAAAUGCCAAUGAUGCCAUGAUGUGCAAAGUGUUCCCAGCGACACUGAAGUCAACGGCCAGAAGAUGAGCGUACAGGGGACGCCAAUUCAAUAGGCGAGGCCAAGGACAGAGAACUGCCACCCAGAACCAAAAAGACAGGAAGGGGGUAGGCUAUGCUGGGAUAGCCCCGACUUCUGGCACAAUAAACAUGAUCUCGGGUGCAGAGCCAGUAGAGCCAGUAGAAACAGUCCCUUUGAAUCCUGAUGUGCCGGAAAAAAUAGUCAAGAUCAGCACCAAACUCACAAAAGAAGAACGAGAAGAGCUUCUAGAGUUUUUGAGGGUUAACCAAAAUGUGUUUGCAUGGACUACGGAUGAAAUGCCUAGCAUCCCAGCAGAGUUGACAGUCCACAAACUCAGCACGGACCCCACCAAAGGGCUGGUGGUGAAGAAACGUUGCCUUUUUGGCCCUGAGAAGCAAGCUGCCAUAAAUGAAGAGAUACAAAAGCUGCUAUAGGCAAGCUUCAUCAAGAGAGUGGAAUACUCUGAGUGGGUGUCCAACCCUGUGCUUG